Molecule: messenger RNA, 945 nt
Organism: Gracilinanus agilis (Agile Gracile Mouse Opossum)
Lineage: Eukaryota; Metazoa; Chordata; Mammalia; Didelphimorphia; Didelphidae
Product: olfactory receptor 2AG1-like
Exons: 1
Coding region: 1-945 (314 amino acids)
Biological process (GO): G protein-coupled receptor signaling pathway
Cellular component (GO): membrane
Molecular function (GO): G protein-coupled receptor activity; olfactory receptor activity
Source: RefSeq, a predicted model, not a curated record
AUGGAAUUCUGGAACAUCACCUUAGUAAAUAGUUUUUUCCUCAUUGGAAUUCUACAGGACAGCAGGUCUCCUGAGGUGGUCUGUGCAGCAAUUACACUCCUCUACCUGGUUGCCAUGGCUAGUAAUGGCCUCCUGCUCCUCUUGAUCACUUUGGACAAUCAGCUCCAUAUGCCCAUGUACUUCUUGCUCAGUCAGCUCUCACUAAUGGAUCUGCUCUUCACAUCUGUUGUUGCCCCCAAGACCCUGGUUGAUUACCUAUGUGGACAAAACACUAUUUCUUUUAUAGGUUGUGGGCUUCAGAUGUUUUUGGCACUGACACUUGGGGGUGCAGAAGAUAUAUUGUUGGCUUUCAUGGCAUAUGACCGCUAUGUGGCUAUUCGUUACCCUCUGAAUUAUAUGGUAUUAAUGAGACCAGCUGUUUGUUGGUCUAUGGUGGCUACAUCCUGGCUCUUGGCAUCUCUGAGUGCCCUUGUGUAUACCAUUUAUACAAUGCACUUCCCUUUCUGUAGGACCCAAGAGAUCCACCACCUGCUUUGUGAAAUCCUUCCAUUACUAAAGUUGGCAUGUGCUGACACAUCUCAGUAUGAGCUAAUGGUAUACACAAUGGGGGUGACCUUCCUCCUCAUCCCCCUCUCUGCUAUCCUUGCAUCCUAUACAUUAGUCUUAUCUGCUGUGUUCCACAUGCCCUCAGCUCAGGGAAGACAGAAAGCUCUCCUAACCUGUUCAUCCCACUUGACAGUGGUUGGGCUAUACUAUGGAGCUGCCAUAUUCAUGUAUGUCCUGCCCAGUGCCUACCACAGCCCUAGGCAGGACAAUAUCCUGUCUGUGUUCUACACCAUUGUCACUCCAGCCCUGAAUCCACUAAUCUACAGCCUAAGGAACAAGGAUGUGGUGGGGGCCCUGAAGAAGGUGCUAGGGAAAAACUCAUCAGGGCAGAGAUGGUAG